Molecule: messenger RNA, 1414 nt
Organism: Olea europaea var. sylvestris
Lineage: Eukaryota; Viridiplantae; Streptophyta; Magnoliopsida; Lamiales; Oleaceae
Product: non-functional pseudokinase ZED1-like
Exons: 2
Coding region: 86-1174 (362 amino acids)
Biological process (GO): protein phosphorylation; cell surface receptor signaling pathway
Cellular component (GO): plasma membrane
Molecular function (GO): ATP binding; protein serine/threonine kinase activity
Source: RefSeq, a predicted model, not a curated record
CAUUUUUUAGUACACAUUAAUUUUUACCAAAUUCCGUUGAAACUUCAAACAAAGACUUUAGUCUGCGUGCAAGACCCAGUUAUUCAUGGAGUGGGUGAAAAGAAAGAUAAGGUUCUUGAAAAGGAGGAAUGAGAAAUUGAAAUUAUCGCCUUGGUAUAUGGAAAAUGGAGGCAAGCUGUUAGAAGGUCUUAUUGCUUCCUCUAAUGGCAAGUAUAACAUUCCUUAUCGCGUCUUUACCGUUGAAGAACUUAAUAAAGCAACAGACUUCGAUUUCACUAAGUCAAUAAAUUAUAUUUCCAGAUCUGCUAUGUGGGAUGGAACGGGCUAUUACAUCAGCGGCAUUUUUCAGCAACGGUCCAUUCUGGUGAAGAAGUUCCACGCAUAUGCUAAAGGAGACGGAGCUGCGUCCUAUGCUGUCAACGACAUUGUAUACACGGUGCAGAUGAACCGCCACAAAAAUGUUUUGAAGAUAUUGGGUUGCUGCUUAGAUUUGGAAAUACCUGCUAUUAUCUAUGAAAUCGGGAUCAAUUAUGGACUUCUGUAUGACCUUCUUUGUGGAAGAAACUUCGGGAAUAAUAUUGGUAGAUCACUCUCUUGGAGUAAUCGACUAAAAAUUGCAACAGACGUUGCAAAUGCUGUUGCUUAUCUUCAUACAGCAUUUCCCACACCUAUCAUCCAUAGAGAUCUAGGCACAAAAAACAUUGUCAUAGACAAUAAUGGUGUUGCUAAGCUUGUCGAUUUCUCACUCUGCGUAGCAUUGCCUCCAGGAGAAUCACAGGUGGAAGUAGAUAUUGUUGUUGGGACUAAAGGACAUCUUGAUCCUGACUACAUGACAACAGGCAUUAUCACAGAGAAGGGUGAUGUCUACAUGUUUGGAAUUAUUCUCCUUGAACUCUUAACUGGUCGUUACUCUUUCUUCAAUGUAGAUGAUGAAUAUCCUUCUUUAUGGAAUUUUGCAGAACACCACGUUGAGAAGAAUGAGUUGAGUAAAAUUUUGGACCCAAUUAUUUUAGAGGAGAUAGGCGAAAUAGAGCAUCAAUUGCAGGCUUUCUCGAGACUUGCUUUGAGAUGUAUUCUUGACAGAGGAGCAGAUAGGCCAUACAUAAUCGAUGUGGCAAAAGAACUAGUAAGGAUUCAGAGGUCUGCUCAUCCCACUCAGAGGAGCAGCAGAUAAGCCAUAUCAUCAAGAUAUUAUGUUGUUGGAUAAAACGCUUUCUAGCUUGUGUUAAUUUGUUAUUUUGUUUGGGUAAAACACUUGAUGCUUAUUAGUAAUGUAUGAACGUUUACUCAAGAUAAGCAGUAGACUUGUGAAAGAUCUGAGCACGAAACUUAUGAUCUUGUUUGCUGAUGUUUUCCAUUAUGGAAGUGUUGUCCAUAACAAUGGUUUAUGAUAAGAUUUUGUUAUAAUGAUGCA